AUGAAGCCCCUUGAACUAGCUGAAGAACUUGAAAAGAAACAGGCAUUCACAGGUUUGCAUUUGGAAGAGGGUGCCGCAGCUCAACCAAUGAGGCUUGAGGGCGUUCACAGGGGCUCUACUGUGUUGGGAUACUUUGAUAUUGAUGUCAACAACACUAUCACAAGGACCAUCUCAUCUGAAGCAUUCAGGCGGGGUUAUGGAUCGCCUCAAGUCGUGGCGGUUCAUCUCAACUUCAUUGCAGUGGGAAUGCCGAGAGGAGUGAUCAUGGUUGUGCCCAGUAAAUACUCUCAUCAUCAUGCUGACAACAUGGAUACAAAGGUGAUGUGA
Messenger RNA from Ilex paraguariensis (yerba mate), 327 nucleotides. NCBI's taxonomy places the organism in Eukaryota, Viridiplantae, Streptophyta, Magnoliopsida, Aquifoliales, Aquifoliaceae. The record is from the annotation of a GenBank genome assembly.